AUGCUCUCGCAAGCCCAGCUCGAGGGAGUGAAGCUCAAGGCCAAGUUCACUUUCAUCGACGUCGUGGAGCCUUCAGCGCCGAGUCCGAGGCGAUCCGCAAGCAUGCCUGCAAUGACGCAUGGUCGGAGCCUUCAGUGCGAGGACGACUACUUGGCGGGGCUCUUGGAGGAGGCCAGGAGUGCUCUCCCCAUCCCGCACCGGGCUCUGACGGCCGCGGCUGAGAUCGCCUUUACCCCGCCGGGUUCGGAAGACUUCGAAGCUGGUGACCAAGACGACGUAGCCGGGAGCCUCGGGCAUCCCUAUUUCUGCCGCCGACCUUGUGUCUUACUGGCAAUGGGCCGGUGCCAAAAGGGAAUGGCUUGCAAGUACUGCCAUCAUGCCCAUGGCAGCGAGAAGCCCCAGGUGUUUCCGAGGCACAUUCGGGAGAGGAUCAACCGCAUGAAGGGAUCCACGAAGUUGCGGUUGCUUCGUGAUAGCUUUCACCAGAAGGUGCAAAAAGUUCCGGAGUUGGCUUCGCAAGUCACGAGGCUGGUGGACAUCAUCGAGGAAGGGCUACGUAACGAAGCCCCGGAGUCGUCAGAAUCCACAGGCUCUCGACUUCACGAGAGGGUUGCCGUCAUAACAGUGGCAGCCAUGCUGGGUGACGUGUUCACCCGGAACAUUGACCCGGACAUUCAGCGGCGCCUACAGGAAGAGCUCCGACGUCUCCGCAUCGAAGCCUGA
This is a messenger RNA of Symbiodinium sp. CCMP2592, 723 nucleotides long. The record is from the annotation of a GenBank genome assembly. Lineage: Eukaryota; Dinophyceae; Suessiales; Symbiodiniaceae.